Messenger RNA from Apus apus (common swift), 3211 nucleotides. RefSeq names its product inhibitor of nuclear factor kappa B kinase subunit epsilon (gene IKBKE). The transcript has 20 exons. Gene Ontology annotation, cellular component: cytoplasm. Gene Ontology annotation, molecular function: ATP binding; protein serine/threonine kinase activity. The coding region runs from base 418 to 2577 and encodes 719 amino acids. The record is from RefSeq and is a predicted model, not a curated record. Gene Ontology annotation, biological process: peptidyl-serine phosphorylation. Lineage: Eukaryota; Metazoa; Chordata; Aves; Apodiformes; Apodidae.
GGGAGGUGCUUCUCGCCACCUUGCAGCUCACUGGUCGCUUGCUCGUAUUUUCUUUCUUCCUUUCCUUUUUUUUAUUUUUUUUUUCUCUUCCCAUCUGUCAGUCUCGCUGCCAGCCCCGGCGGGUCGCGGCUCCAGGCCGGGUUUUGGCAGCGCUGUCCGCCCCGUCCACGCGCGGCCCCUCGCGCGGUGCUGCCCGCUCCGCUCAGCCCGUUCCUGCCGCCCGGGGCUGUGUCCUGCGGCCCCGCUCGGUGUCCUGCGGCCCCGCUCGGUGUCCUGCGGCCGGUUCCUGCCCAGCGCUGUGCCCCCCAGCCCAGCUCCCGGCCAGGACGGGCCACACGCCGAGGUUCGGGGUUCGCAGAGGCCGGCGGCUCCCGGGGUGACCCCCGUGCUUCUCCCCCCGCAGCGGCUCGGCUGGAGAUGCAGAGCACCCCAAACUACCUCUGGAGCACCGAGGACCUCCUGGGCCAGGGCGCCACGGCCUGUGUCUACAAAGCUCGCAACAAGAAAUCAGGGGAGCUGGUUGCUGUGAAGGUCUUUAACAAUGCCAGCUACCUCCGGCCCCAGGAGGUCCAGAUGAGAGAGUUUGAGAUGCUGAGGAAGCUGAACCAUAAAAACAUUGUCAAACUAUUUGCUGUGGAAGAGACAGGCAGCAGCAGGCAGAAGGUGCUGGUGAUGGAGUACUGCUCCAGUGGCAGCUUGCUGAACGUGCUGGAGGACCCAGCUAACACCUUUGGGUUGGCAGAGUCCGAGUUCCUCAUCGUGCUGCAGUGUGUGGUGGCCGGGAUGAACCAUCUCCGCGAGAACAGCGUCGUGCACAGGGACAUCAAACCCGGCAACAUCAUGCGGCUGGUGGGGGAAGACGGGCAGAGCGUCUAUAAACUGACAGAUUUUGGGGCCGCCCGAGAGCUGGACGAUGAUGAGAAGUUUGUGUCUGUCUAUGGGACGGAGGAGUAUCUCCACCCGGACAUGUACGAGCGCGCGGUGCUGCGCAAGCCGCAGCAGAAGGCGUACGGGGUCACCGUCGACCUCUGGAGCAUCGGGGUCACCUUCUACCACGCUGCCACUGGCAGCCUGCCCUUCGUCCCCUUCGGGGGACCCCGCAGGAACAAGGAGAUCAUGUACAAAAUUACCACUGAGAAGCCUCCUGGAGCCAUCGCAGGGGUCCAGAGGCAGGAGAACGGGAGCAUUGAGUGGAGCUACGAGCUGCCUGUUACCUGCCAGCUCUCAGAGGGGCUGAAGGACCAGCUGAUACCCAUUUUGGCCAACAUCCUGGAGGCGGAUCAGGAGAAAUGCUGGGGCUUCGACCAGUUUUUUGCUGAAACCAACGACAUUUUGCACAGGAUGGUGGUUGAUGUCUUCUCCCUGCAGCAGGCUUCCUUGCAUCGCAUCUACAUCCACUCCUACAACACUAGCACCAAGUUUUUAGAGGCUGUCUUCAAACAGACAAAUAUAGUCCCUCACCAUCAAGAAUAUUUUUUUGAAGGUCAUCUCUAUGAGUUGGAUCCCAAUUUACAAGCUCAUAAUUUCUGCAAAACCACAGAGCACAACCCUCUGACCUUGCUGAGCACUGCUGAGCAGCCAGAAGAUGUGGUAGGAGUGAGAUACAGAGACCCGGCACUCAGCUUUCCAAAGCUUGUCCCCAAGGUGGACGUGGUGGCCGACUGCAGCGCAGCCAAGAGCGCGGUGGGCGCCGGGCACCAGACGCUGCGCAUCGCCCGGGCCCUGCGGCGCUGCCGGGAGCUGCUGGCCAGAGGCCUCCACUGGGUGAUCGGGACGCUGAGGACCGAGUGCUCGCGGGUGCGGGAGCAGCGGCGCGGGGCGGCGGUGCUGGCCGGGCUGCAACUCACCGAGGUGAAGACCCGCGGGCUGUACGAGGCUGUUCCUGCAGGGGUGCCGGCCCUGAAGGACGUGGCCGUGGUGAAGACAAGGCUGCAGAGGGUCGCUGAGGAGCUCUCCCAGUGCUCCCACAACAUUUCUGACUUCCAAGGGGCACUGGACAGCAUUCUGUCUGAAGUGGUGAAGGACAGACAGCAGGUGCUUGAAGACAAAAGCAUCCAGCAGAUCGAGUGCUGCCUGGAGAAGAUGCAGCUGAUCCACAAGCAGUUCAAGAAGGCCAGGACGUGCCUGCGACUGGGCUACAACGAGGAGCAAAUACACAAGCUGGAUAAGGUGAAUUUAGGACAUCUGGCCAGGAAGGUUCUGUUGAUUUUCCAGGACGACUGUGUCCAGCAGUACCAGGAGGCUCUGACCCUCCAUGGCAGCAGGAUGAGGAAAGUUUGUGAGAUAAAGAAGCACUUGAAGAGGCUCAGCAACCACAUCAGUGCCUGCAGUGUGGAGGUGAUGCAGUGCCAGGACUGCCUGCAGAGUGCCCUGGACAGGUUUCUCCAGACAGAGAAACAGAGUUUGGCCCCAGUUCCUCCCACACCUUCACCCGUCCAGCUGAGCCCAGCCCGGCAGGAGAUGGCUUUUCGGAUGCAGGAGCUCCUGGAGCAGAUGAGGUCAGUAACGUGUGAUCUCCAGCUCAACAACAGCAUCAUCGAGCGGUUAAGUGGGGCUGCCCCUGCUCCCGGCAUCUGAGAGAUGUGAUGAGUUUGCAGGAGCUGAAGGAAACCACUCCCCACAGCAGGGAACACCAGCAGCACUUGGGGUCCAAGGCGACGGGGAUGUCUGAUGUUGGUGUUUGAGGAGCUCUGUGUCCUACCUCUCUGCUCCAGCACUUUUGCAAGGUUCACCAGCAUUAGCUUGGGGUGACCUGCAAGCCUUGGGCCUUUGGAAGUUUGGCCAGAAAACUGGGGUUAUUUUUUUUUUCCUGUUAACAAAUGCUUGAAGGACUUGUUCUUCUAGCUUCUCUGUAUCACCAUGUUGGAUGAUGAAGAGGAAGAGACUAGACUGGUAAAUUAUCUUUUGCCACCUUACUCUUUUAGGGAUUACUCCCACUUUUAAAAUACUUCUGCUCCCUGAGGCUUCGUGGAGCAGAGCAGGAGGGAUGUUGUGCCUGAUGGAUGGGACCAGAUCCAGCCCAGAAUGGCUCCAGUGCCCUGCCCAGGAGGUGACAGCUCAGGGAAGGCAGGAGCUGCAGCCUCUGCUCCUGCUCCAGCCCAGCCCAGUGUUUGGGCUGCUGAGGGGGUUGGGAAUGGGAAGCUGAGGGAGGCUUCUCUUUUUUUUUUUUUUGGUAUGUUUCUAUAAAUGCAACUGAUUCGGUGUUUAUGCA